GUGGACCGCAGUCCACAUAAUAAUUUCCCCAUAUUUUGAAAACCUAAUUUGCCUACUUAAGGGCUGCCCUCAGUGAAGUGCCGCCUCAAGCCCUAGCCAUGGCGGACUCCUCUCAAUCCUCUUCUUCCGACCUUUCUCCAAUGGAUUCUUUUCCACCGGACUUUUAUCACCUUGUUCCACCCGAGAUUUCUCCACCCGACUAUCCUUCAUCCGACCCCUCCGUUCUGAUUUCUCCACCCGACUAUCCUUCAUCCGACCCCUCCGUUCUGGAAUUUAUAGAAUUUUCAAAGAACUAUCUGGCGAGUUUACCUUUCGAGCCAUCGAAAUCAAAAUUCUGUCCCUUGCCUUGUAGCCACUAUAAAACAUCAAUUGACAUCAUUAGGGAGGAAAGUCCUGAAGAGUACAAAAUUAUUAUUGAUAUAUGUAAAUUGGCUCUUGAACAGUAUAAGUCAGAAGAAUUGUAUGAUUUUGAGAGCGUGCCUGACGGUGAGGAGGUGGAUGUUACGGCUGUGGGAUGUAUGCAGUAUACCCUCAAGUUUCGAGCUAUGAAGGUGGAUGGUCAUGUAGAAAUGUUUGAAGUUACUGGCCAGUUUAUGGGAGGAGGGAAUCUGAUCAUAAAAGAAUGUACCCUGCUGAAAUAGGGUGUUUUUCCUUGUUGGGUUUUCCUUCUGGACUUGACUUGGGAAUUUCUACUUAAUUUGCACCUACGGCCUCGGGGAUGUUUUUCAAAUAAUAUGUAUUGCACUAAUUUCUGUGUAGUUUCAAUAAUGUAGUUUGGACCCCUAUUGCUAUCAUAUCAAUUAUGUCUUGUCUUAAAACUAUAGCAAGGAAUCCACACUAUUAUUUAUCCAUCAGGUCAUGAGUUUGAAUUCUUGCUCUCUUUGUGUUUGUGCCUGAUAGCUAUGCAUAACAGCUAGUUUAUUUCCUUUACUACUUUGUUGGUUAGGACCGCAUGGUGGGUGUUAAUUAUAUAAUUGGAUGCUUGUGAUCA
Molecule: messenger RNA, 991 nt
Organism: Ipomoea triloba (trilobed morning glory)
Lineage: Eukaryota; Viridiplantae; Streptophyta; Magnoliopsida; Solanales; Convolvulaceae
Product: coagulation factor V-like
Exons: 4
Coding region: 99-641 (180 amino acids)
Source: RefSeq, a predicted model, not a curated record